Molecule: messenger RNA, 1416 nt
Organism: Drosophila subpulchrella
Lineage: Eukaryota; Metazoa; Arthropoda; Insecta; Diptera; Drosophilidae
Product: putative inorganic phosphate cotransporter
Biological process (GO): monoatomic anion transport; transmembrane transport
Cellular component (GO): plasma membrane
Molecular function (GO): transmembrane transporter activity
Source: RefSeq, a predicted model, not a curated record
CGGCCUGCAAUGACGAUAAAAUCGUUUAACCUGGUGGUAAAAAGUCCCAAAUGGGGCAUUCGCCACCUGCAGGUGCUGUUUCUUUUCACCUGCGCCACCUUGACCGUGGCCCAAAGGUUCAACAUGAGCGUGGCCAUCGUGGCCUUCACCAAUGCCAAUAGCAGUAACCCAUAUUAUCCGGAAUAUAAGUUGACGGAGCAGCACAAGUCGUAUACGAUUAGUAGUCCCUUUUGGGGCUCGUGCUGCACCCAAAUGAUGAGUGGCUAUCUGUCGAGUCGCUUUGUAGCCAAGAUGCUGCUGCUGGCCAUCAUGCUCCUCACCGCCCUCCUCAGCAUUGCCACGCCCUUCGACUUGGCCUGGGGCGGCUGGCAGCUCCUCUUCUGCGUCCGCUUUGUCCAGGGACUCGCGAUGGGCGGCAUGUGGCCCUGCCUGUACACCCAUCUGGCCAAGUGGUGCCCCAAGGAGGAGGCGAAUCGCUUGGGCGGUGUCAUGACGACGGGCCUGGAUUGCGGGACCAUAAUUGGAUUCGCUUUGAGUGGCCUGCUAUCUGCCUCGCCACUUGGUUGGCCCAGCACUUUUUAUGUGCCAGGUUAUUUGGGAAUUGUUUGGUGCCUUCUUUUUUUACGUUACGGUGCCAACAGUCCACCCGAAUCAAGAUUCAUUUCAUUGGCGGAGCCCAAACAUAUUGAACUGGCCCUGGAGCAGAAUCAGGGGAUUCGGGGUGAGAUUCCUCCAGUUCCAUGGCUCCAAAUCCUUACCUCACGUCCCUUUAUCGUGUUGGCCUUUUGUAAGAUGAGUCAGGCAUGCAGCUUCUAUACGCUAAUGCAGCAAAUACGGCGCUACAUCCACGGCGUUUUUCACUACAGUAUUGCAGUCAAUGCUCUGCUAUCCGCACUACCCUUCGUCGUCAUGCUAAUGUCCUCCUACGGGUUUAUUUUCCUGGCUGAAUAUUUGACUCGAUAUAGAGACAUUCCGUUGCCCAUCCUGAGAAAAACCAUCAAUUCAUUUGCCACCUGGACACCGGCUGUAGCCCUAGUGAGUCUGUCAACAGCUGCCAUUUCCGGACAGGCCAUCGGAAGUUCCCUCAACCACGUGGACUUGUCGCCAAACUUCGCCGGACUGCUUUUUGGGAUCAGCAACACCUUGAUGUCUGCGGCUGGGGUGAUAUCACCCAUCAUUAUUGGACUGACUGUUACCAAUGAGUCGGAUCGCACGCAAUGGAGAUUUGUUUUCCUUGGCAUCUCCGCUAUACUUUUCCUAGGCAACUUGUUGUAUUGAAUCUUCGGUCAAAUGACUGUCCAGCCGUGGAAUGAUCCCCUGUCCAAAGAAACCGCAGCUGAAGCAUUACCAAAAACUUUGGCAACUGCCAAAACACCCGACGAAUCGGUAUCCGUCGAAAAGUUUAACUAUUUGUAA